Rubroshorea leprosula is the source of this 3424-nucleotide messenger RNA. The record is from the annotation of a GenBank genome assembly. Lineage: Eukaryota; Viridiplantae; Streptophyta; Magnoliopsida; Malvales; Dipterocarpaceae.
GGCCUUUCCUCAGCCUUCAGUCUUAGCCAUCGACUUCUUUUUUCUGCACAAAACAAAUCAUUCAGGAUCACUUUGAUUCCUCUCAGGCUAUGCUUUUGCUCAAUCGAUCCCUCUUUUCAGCCCUACUUUCGUCGCCAUUUCAUUUGAUUUGCUUUCAUCCAACAUGUUUCCAUCAUUUUCUCUAUUCAAUCCUUUUUUCAAUCAUCUUCUGCUGCUACUCUCUGCACAGCAUCUUCACAUCCCUUUACACAGAUCACCUCAUCCUCACCCUUUCUUUUCAUUUGAUUUGAUUUGAUUUGAUUUGAUUUCAUCCCAACUCGUUCCCUCCAUUGUUUGCGCGGAUCAAUCCUUCUUCCGCUACUCUCUGCACCUCAUUUUACCUCCCUUUACUAAAAAUCAGCUUAUUUUCACUAUUCUCAUCCUUUGUUUCAUACCCUCAUCUGAUUCAUUUGCUUCUUUUGUUCCAAUUGUGUCUUUAUUCUUGUUUGGCACCUAUAUAUUUUUCCAAACUCAGAAAAAAAAAAAAAAGAAGAAGAUGCCCGAGCCCUGUUUUUGUGCGUUUUGUCAGAAUGCUGCUGGAAAUUUUGUUGGGAACUUGUUUAGUGGAAUUUUCACUCUUAUCUCAAGGCCAAUUAUUCUUGUGUUCAAGUGCGACAAUAAUGUUGACUAUUUGAAGAACAAAGUUGCCAAGCUAAAGGAUGAGAAAGACACUGCGGAGAACUAUGCUGAAGCUGUGGAAAGAAGGGGGGAAAAGAUUGUACAAAAGCUCAGGAAUUGGCUGACCAGCGCCAACGAUCGCAUUGAAGCCGCAGACAAAUUAGUAGCUGAUGCUGAAGGAAAUGCCAAGAAGAAGUGUUUCUUUGGGCUGUCUCUCAAUCCCAAAUCUCGUUACCAACUCAGCAAAAAAGCCAAGGAGAAUUCCGAGACUAUUGAUAAACUUGUGAAUGAAGCUCGUGGAUUCAACCUCUCACUUUCCCACAUUCCUCCUCCACCAAAAGAAGUGCCCCUGCGUGUCAAAGGUUUCGAGGACUUUUACUCAAGAGAGGAUGUUCUAGAGAGGAUCAUGAAGGCACUGCAAAGUCAAGGCAGCAGCAUUAUAGGGGUACACGGGAUGCCUGGCGUGGGGAAGACGAUGCUGGCCAAAGAAGUAAGAAGAAAAGCAGAGCAAGACAGGCUGUUCGAUGCGGUGGGUAUGGCUCUUGUUUCAAGGAAUGCAGAAUUGGAAAAAAUUCAAGUUGAAAUUGCCCAUGGCUUGGGUCUAGAUCAGCUUCCUAAUGGAAUUACAACCCAGGAUGCUGCUGAACUUAUUAAAGACAGGCUGAAGAAAAUGAAGAAGGUUUUAAUCAUUUUGGAUGAUAUCUGGGUGCCUGGAAUAGAUUUGGAGGAGCUUGGAAUUCCUCUUAGAGACGAGCCAAAAAAGAACGAAGGGAGCUCGUCAAGGGAAGAACAUGUAGAGGGGAGCUCGUCAACAGAAGAACAUGUAGAGGGGAGCUCGUCAACAGAAGAACAUGUAGAGGGGAGCUCGUCAACAGAAGAAUAUGUAGAGGGGAGCUCGCCAACAGAAGAACAUGUAGAGGGGUGCCGGUCAACAGAAGAACAUGUAGAAUGCAAAAUUCUGUUGACAUCCAGAGAUUCUGAUGUUUUAUCAGAUCUGAUGGGUUCUUCACUGAACUUUUCACUUCAUCAAUUGCAAUUUGAAGAAGCAUGGGACUUGCUUAAAAGGAUAGUUGGUGACAGAGUAGACAGUGAUGACAUACAUAGUACAGCUACUGAUAUUGUCCAGGAAUGUGGGGGCUUGCCCCUUGCAAUUACAACAAUGGCAAAGGCUCUGAAAAAUAAGAAGCCUUACGAAUGGAGGGAUGCUUUGAGAAAACUGAGAAAGCCCUCUUCAGAAAACUUCCAUGGCAUAUCUGCAAUUGUUUAUUCAGCUAUUGAAUUCAGUUACUCUCAUUUGGAUAGCGAGAAGCUCAAGAAAACAUUUUUGCUUUGUUGCCUAAUGGGUCACAUGGCGGCCAUUCAAGACUUGUUGAAGUAUGGUGUGGGCUUAGGCUUAUUUGCUAACACCAUAGAGGAAGCACGAGAUGAAGUACUUACUUUGAUAAGGCAGCUGAGAGCCUCUUCGUUGCUCAUUGAUGAUUGUGGCAAUGAUUAUUUUGAUAUGCAUGACCUUAUUUAUGAUGUGGCUGUAUCAAUCGCAUCUAGGGAUCAUCAUGGGUUGCUGCUAACUGGUGAUCAUGAACCGAAAGAGUGGUCAGACAUGGAAACAAAGAAAGAUUUCAAAUGGAUUUGGCUGCAAAAGGCUAAUAUUAAUGAGCUUCCUGAUGAGUUUGAAAGUCCUCAGCUUACUCUUUUUAGUUUGGUUAAUAAUGAUCCUUCUCUUAAAAUUCUGUCAGACUUUUUCAAGGGAAUACAAAGAUUGAAGGUAUUGAAUUUGACUUACAUGCAUAUGUCAUCCCUGCCUUCAUCAAUUUGCCUCUUGCAGAACCUCCAUACAUUAUGUUUGCAUCACAGCGUGUUGGGGGACAUACGUAUUAUUGGAGAGCUGAAGAAUUUAGAAAUUCUUAGCCUUCUGUGGGCUGCUGUUGAAGAGCUUCCAAGGGAAAUUGGGCGGUUGACUCGGCUAAAGUUGUUAGAUUUGAGUAACUGUACCAAACUCCAAAUAAUUCCCCCACGCGUCUUAGCAAAUAUGUCCAGAUUAGAGGAACUGUUGCUGGGAAACAGCUUCGAUGGAUGGGAGGUUGAGGAAAAUGAAGAUCAAAGAAAUGCGAGCCUUGCUGAGUUAAAGCAUUUGAAGAAAUUGACUAAUUUAGAGGUAUGUAUUCCUGAUAUUCAGGUGAUCCCAAAAGAUAUGAUCUUUGAAAUUUUGAAAAAAUUCAAAAUAUUCAUUGGAAUUAAAAUGUUGUUGAAGAUGACUGAAGAGCUACAUCUAACGGAGUUGGCAGGUGUAAAGAAUGUGGUUGAUGAGUUAAAUACGGAAGGUUUUCCUGAUUUGAAGUAUCUCUAUGUCCGUAAUGCUCCAGGGGUUCAACAUAUCAUUAAAUCAGCGGAAUGGGUUCCUUUCAAUGCAUUUCCUAGCUUGGAAGUAAAGAAUUUGUUCUCUUCCUCUAUAGCCAGGCAGCUUCUCCAUCUACAAGAAAUUUCAGUGACAGGGUGCAGCAAUAUGGAAGUAAUUGUUGAUGACGAAGUGCAAGGGGGCAGGAAUGAUAUUGUUGAAGCAACUGAGCUAGAGUUUGGGGAAGUGCUACGGUCCUUGAGAUUGCGACGUCUACCAAAACUGAGUACUCUCAACAAAAGUUGCAGGCACAUGCCACUUUUCAAUGAACAGGUAUUUCAAUAAAUUGUUUAAUUUUUUUAAUUUCCCAAGCCAUCUUCAUUAUUUCUCUGAGACGAAGAAUAACUAAAAAAAUAGAGUAAUUGAAUUUUA